AUGACCUCCAUCACAGGAACAGCCAGGAAGGCAGGAUCGUCAUGGGGUGCAGCACUCUACCACAACUACGUACAACCUAUAUCUGUCCAAAUGAACCAGGCACCCUCACGCAGUCUCAGGACGCGAGCUGGGUUCCGCCGGAUACCAAGCGGUCAGGACCGCGCGCCCUAUGAUCGACCUGCUCUAUCCGAGUCGAUCGAAGGCACGGCACAGAUCGACAAGGCCAAGGCUUCAAUAACAAGGACGGAACAACCUACGACAGCCUCGCAUUCUGUGAUCGCCAAGGCACCUACCUCCAUCUCGACGAUAGCACCAUCUACGAGGCGAAGCACAGUUCACCAAGGGUUUCCGACUACCAAGCAUGAUAGAUCGGAUCGACCCAUCAGGAUCGAAGGUCUCGCACCGCCAUCACUCAAAGCCAACAGACCCGCCGCAUCCAAAUCGCCAUCAUUUACAGAUCAGCAGCAACAGCAGCAGGAGAGACUUAGCGGAAGCAAGAACAACAUAUCAUCAUCUUCAACGCCACCAACAUCUACACCAACAUCUACAAAGCCGGUUGCAGAAAAGUUCCCCAAGAAACUGCAGGCGUUCCCAUUCGUACCAGGCGCAACGACGAGCGAGCUGACCAAGGCUCACAAGUUUUUCUUGUCGCCCGCCGAGUUUGUCAAGAGCGCGACCGAUCUCUCGAUGAUACCCGAGAACACCAUGAUACCUGAGGUCGCAUUUGUUGGCAGGAGUAAUAUUGGCAAGUCAAGUCUGAUCAACGGUCUAGUUAACCGCAACGGUCUCGUUAAGACAUCGAGCAAACCUGGUCAUACGCGGAUGAUGAACUUUUUCAAACUGGGUGACAAGCUGUCGUUGGUCGACAUGCCAGGAUACGGAUGGAAGAGUCGAGAUGAGUGGGGCGGCAUGAUUUUGAGCUACCUCCAGAACAGGAAAAACUUGAGGAGGAUAUACAUUCUGAUGGAUCCAUCUCAUGGGCUCAAGGAGAGCGACGCCCAGAUCAUGAAGCUCCUCGACAGCUCGGGGCUUUCUUACCAAGUGGUGUUGACAAAAAUGGAUCGGCUCUCCAAGACAAAGUACAGUGCUGCCAAGGCCGAGAUUGAAGCAGAGCUAGUCAAGGGCUCGAUCUGCUGCUUCCCCCUGGUGUUGGGUGUUAGCAGCAAGACCAAGGACGGCCUGGAUGAACUUCGGGCUGCGAUCGUCAAAGCCAGCCAAUUGACUUUGUAG
Messenger RNA from Linnemannia hyalina, 1230 nucleotides. The record is from the annotation of a GenBank genome assembly. NCBI's taxonomy places the organism in Eukaryota, Fungi, Mortierellomycota, Mortierellomycetes, Mortierellales, Mortierellaceae.